CACUGCAGCUGCAACGCCACAUUGCAAGUAUGGCCGGCGACAGCGAGGCACAUCUGAGGGACCAGGGCGAGAAUACCGACGUCAUUCGACAACCUUUUUUAAUAGGUGUCUCCGGAGGCACCGCCAGCGGCAAGUCGUCUGUAUGCGAGAAGAUCAUGGAGCUGCUGGGCCAGAACAAGAUUGACCACCAUCAGCGGCAGGUGGCGAUCCUCAGCCAGGACAGUUUCUACAAGGUGCUGACGCCAGAGCAGAAAGCCAAGGCACUAAAGGGCCAGUUCAACUUUGAUCAUCCAGAUGCCUUUGACAAUGAGCUGAUAUUGCAAACACUCAGACAGAUCCUGCAGGGCAAGACUGUCCAGAUCCCCGUUUAUGACUUUGUUACUCAUUCCAGGAAGGAGGAGUUUGUUACUGUGUACCCAGCUGAUGUGGUCCUGUUUGAGGGCAUCCUAAUGUUCUACUCACAGGAAAUCAGGGACUUGUUCCAGAUGAAGCUGUUUGUUGACACAGAUCCAGAUACCAGACUCUCACGUCGAGUCCUAAGAGACAUCAGUGAGCGUGGAAGAGAGCUUGAGCAGGUGCUGGCUCAGUACAUCACUUUUGUGAAACCUGCCUUUGAGGAAUUCUGUCUACCAACAAAGAAGUAUGCAGAUGUGAUAAUUCCACGAGGAGCAGAUAACCUUGUGGCAAUCAACUUGAUAGUGCAGCACAUCCAAGACAUUCUGAAUGGUGGGCCAAACAAGCGCCACAACGGCUGCUUGAAUGGCCACAGCACCCCACGGCAGCGACGGGUAUCGGAGUCCAGCAGCCGGCCUCAUUGACCUCGCUAUCCCUCUCUUCAUAGAACGGAGAGGGGUGUGGGGUUGUGCUGUAAAUAAUGUCUGUUAAGAAAUCACUGUAUUUAAGAGAAGGAGAGAAAAAAAGAUGCAAAAAAAGAAUCAAAAUGCCUUUUAUUGUUAUGACUACUCUUAUUAGUUACUUUAAAUGUGAUUGACGUUAGGUUUGAGACUUUUCAGGAGGGUCAAAGAAAAGGUCUUGAAAUGUGAUCGUGGGUUAACAUUGACCCCAUGUAUUUUCCUCCCAGAUUGCAUCAUGUUUUUUGUGCCCCUUGCUGCUCCAUGGAAGUUCAUGCUGAUGAUGAAUAAAAGAGGGGAAUGUUUUUUUUUUUAAUUUUAUUUUGUAAUGUCUGAUAAAACUUGAAUCCCAUAUUGCUGGGGAGUCUGACAAAUAUUUGGGUGAGUUCCAAAAGAGAAGGAUAUGGAUUAGAAGACAAGCUGAACAAACCAGGAUUGCACUCUGUAUUUGUACUGACAAUCUUGGUUAAGGAUCCUGUCCUUUUUUCUGUUAACAUUCAAGCAACAUUCUAUCAUUGUGUUGUUCUACUACUAGUUUGUUUACCAGGAUCCACCUCAUUAACGAUGUGCUAUGUCUGCAGCAGCAGAAAUACACCACAUAAAUUCUCAGUGUGAUAUCGCAUGCAGAAUAAUGCGACUACCAAUCAAAUAAAGCCAAAGGCUCAAAUAUUCCGCUAAUAACUGACUUCAGUGUUGUAGGUAUUUUGAAAGAUUUUUGGACUCUUGUCUCUAAUGUUUUUUUUGUGUAUUGACUGUAUUUAUCUGUAUUCUGGAUCUUGAUGAAUAGAAUACUUCCAUUUUAUGAAUAAGGGAAGUAAUUAAGGUAUAUUAUUUAAGUGGUUUUUCCACAUGACAUGUAUGCACUCAGGUUCCUGGCAUCCUUUUGCUUUGAAAUGACAAAGGUGUGAGGAGAGUGUUCAGUGCCACAGCAAUAUCAUGUAUUCCAGGUGUGUGGCCAUUGACCACCAAGACCCACCAGAAUGCCUCUGCAAAUUUGCCUCAGGUUUAGUUGUACAGCCACAAUCCACACUAGUGACCAGUUUCCAUUCUAACAUUGUCAAUAAAAACAAUUUGAUCAUGUUAUUUGUAUUCCAUGUACUGUAUUUGCUGUGAAUAAUGCUGAAGAAUGAAUGAUUUGUACUACGUUUUUGUACUGUAUGACUGCUGAACUGAUUUAAGACUGAUUUGUAUAAUGUUUGUUGCUUAAUGGUCAAUAAACUGGUACUUGAAUAUUA
Solea senegalensis (Senegalese sole) is the source of this 2086-nucleotide messenger RNA. It is a transcript of the gene uck2b, whose product is annotated as uridine-cytidine kinase 2b. NCBI's taxonomy places the organism in Eukaryota, Metazoa, Chordata, Actinopteri, Pleuronectiformes, Soleidae. Gene Ontology annotation, molecular function: kinase activity; ATP binding. The record is from RefSeq and is a predicted model, not a curated record. Gene Ontology annotation, cellular component: cytoplasm; cytosol. Bases 30 to 818 code for a protein of 262 amino acids. The transcript has 7 exons.